Oncorhynchus nerka (sockeye salmon) is the source of this 2891-nucleotide messenger RNA. RefSeq names its product F-box only protein 40-like. The record is from RefSeq and is a predicted model, not a curated record. Gene Ontology annotation, cellular component: cytoplasm. NCBI's taxonomy places the organism in Eukaryota, Metazoa, Chordata, Actinopteri, Salmoniformes, Salmonidae. The transcript has 6 exons. Gene Ontology annotation, molecular function: zinc ion binding; ubiquitin protein ligase activity; protein binding. Bases 42 to 2234 code for a protein of 730 amino acids.
GGAUAUUCACCAAUUAUUUGACACACUGAAGUUCUGUGAAUAUGGUUCGUCCUUCCCGCCCCAGCGGUCACCGCCACUGUGACAGCUGUUUCAGCCAGUGCUGCAAGGCCCUUGUGGAGAUCUCGGUGUCAUGUGUGCUCAUCCCCUGCCGCCUACAGUGCGGCGCCCUCUUUCACCUGUGCAAAGAGGAGGAGCAUGCGCUACUCUGCCCCAAUGAGAGGGUGCCGUGCUUAAACGCGGGCUUCGGCUGUCCAAUCAGCAUGCCCCGUUCCUGGCUGGCGGCCCACCUGCAGGUCUGUCCAGCCAGCGUGGUGUGCUGCUCCAUGGAGUGGAACCGCUGGCCAGCUGAGGACGCCCAGUCACACAUACAUUCGGCCCUGCAGGAUAACCUAGUGAAGGAAGAGGAGGAGGGGGGAGGACACGGUGAGGCGCUGGACCUGGCCAUGGCUCUGAGAGAUCAGCACCAUUUGUUCCACUCCCUGAAGAUGAAGAAUCUCUUCCCUGAGCUGAUUGAGAGGGUGGAAGUGGAGGAGAGGGAGGAGCAAAGGAGAAGGGAGGGGAGGAGGAGGGAGAAGGAAGAGAAGGAGAGGGAGGCCCUGGAGGCACAGGGAGUGGAUGGAGGACUGUCUUUCCCUAACAGGGUUGGCUGUGUGUCUCCUGCUAAUCGAGGAUGGUAUGGACCCCUACCUGAGAAUAUUCAGGAGACGGUUAGGGAGAGGGACAGAGAGAGGGGGGAGGAGAUAGAGUUGACCCAGGAGGAGAGGGAGGAGCUGGCCAGGGGAAGGGUGGUAGGAUCAGAGGGCCCGGUGGCCUACGUCUGGGAGCGCAUGUUUAACAUGGAGAGGGGAGGCUGCAUGAUAGCUGAGGCUAACCAAGAGGCAGGGGCAAGGGGCAGAGGUCAGGGUCAAGCAUCAGGAGUUAGAGGUCAAGAGAUGGAGUCACAUCAAUCACAGACCCUGACCACCACAGGGACACACGCACUUAAUGACACACACACACACACAGACAAACGCCCCAACCCCCAGUGUGUGGCCUGUCUGGCCGGCACUAAGAAGAAGCAGAUGUAUUACUACAGCCAGCUGGAGCCCAUGAAAAUCAACACAGUGAGGACCUUUAAGAUUCCCACCAGCUUCACAGCCAAACACACACGCAUCAGGAACCCAGGACACCGGAAGAGGGUGGAUACGGCCGUGGACACCAGCGACCUAGGGGUGGAGCCACAGGACAUGCCUAUCUGGGAGGAGGUGCAGGCCAGUCUGCUGUGUUCUCUGGAGAAGGAGCAGAGGGGUCACCUGAUCGCUGAGUCACAGUCCAGCGACGCCCUCCUGAGCGACACAGGGACGCAGACCUACGCCUUCCUGUCAGCUCCGUUCGGUCGUGACACUUCAUUGGCCAGUCUGACGGAGGACCGCCCCCUCCAGCUCCACCUCCAGCUGCAGGCGAAGGGUGUGACAGCCCGACACAACAAGUCUAGCUCCGCCUUCACCUUUCUCUGUGGACACACCUUCCAACGCAGAGAGUUCCCCAAACACUUCAGGAACGUGCACACCGACAUACAGAUGUGUGCUAGUGGCUGGUUUGAGCAGAGGUGUCCCCUAGCCUACCUGGGCUGCACUUACAGCCAGAGGAGGUUCCAGCCCUCCACACACACUGCCACUGUCACCUACAACAAAGAGCUUAGUAGCUUCAGCCUGAGACCCACGGUCCCUGCCUCUCUAAAUGAGGAACCCCAAUACUCCAAGUCCCAGCCUGCUCCAGAACCAGUCUCAAACCUCAGGAGGCGAAGGUCGAGGGGUGGAGGUGGAGGGGACCAGGACUCUCUGAGCACUCUGCCCUAUGAGGUGCUGUACCACAUGGCCAGCUUCCUGGACAGCCUUUCCCUGUCCCAACUGGCCCUGGUGUCCCACCUCAUGAGGGAGGUGUGUUCCUCUCUGCUGCACAACAGGGGGAUGGUCUCCCUACUCUGGGAGAAGAAGACCUAUAAGACUGGCAUGGCCAAGUGGAAGGCCAAGAAGGUGGUGUGGCAGUUCAGUACUCUGUUCUCUCCAGUAGAAGCAUGGUGUUUUGACAACAAUGUACCCUCCAUGUCAGACCACCUGAAGGUGUGCCCUUACUACGAGAUGGAGCCCAGGACCGAGCGUGUGCUCCUGCCUCACAUUGUCAACAACAAAAUUAACACAGACACACAAAGCAACAGCAAAAGUCUGGUCACCCUGUUCCAGAACAAUAUUUGAAUAGUGUUUCAUAAGAUUUAAUAGUGGUUCAUAAGCUUUCAAUAGUAGUUCAUAAGGUUUGAAUAGUGGUUUAUUUGUGCUGCACUUACAAUCCUCUACCCUGAGUGCCAGUCUGUUUGUGCCAUCAUCCUUGUCACUCAUUGUCAUGCCAAACAUAUAUGGCUUGGCAAUAACAGCAAUAGAGUUGGCAAGAGCUUAAACAUAUCUGGGACCAAGUUAGCGAUCUACUUAAAGAGCCACUGAACAUGCUGAUUGGUAUGUGUGUUUUUCUGUUGCUCGUUAGAAAAAUUAGAUUUCAGUCUUGGAAGUGCGUUUCCUGACCGAUUCUGCACUUGGUUAAGGCGGUUUGUCCCCCAUGACACACUGCGGAAGCCUAUUUCACUUCCUCAAAAUCCCCAGAAUAAAUCUAAGAUAACUCAAGAAAUCUGUAAUACAUUUUUACAUUUUUGCUAAGGAUGAUUUAGUUGCGCAAUUCUACAUCUAACUAAGAUGUUUGAUGCAGUAUUUCUCAAGUUUAAAAAAAUGUGCAACGUGUUGUCUUGUGUAAACAAAGUCUCAGCAGCUGGGCAGAUCUGUCUCAUAGUCUAUGCUAUUGUAUAGAGAGCAAUCACCGCAGCUGUUCACCCCAUGUUAGUGGGCAAAUUGACAUCUUCAAAU